Messenger RNA from Carassius auratus (goldfish), 2750 nucleotides. Its product is annotated as transcription regulator protein BACH2-like. The record is from RefSeq and is a predicted model, not a curated record. The transcript is spliced from 4 exons. Lineage: Eukaryota; Metazoa; Chordata; Actinopteri; Cypriniformes; Cyprinidae. Gene Ontology annotation, molecular function: RNA polymerase II cis-regulatory region sequence-specific DNA binding; protein binding; DNA-binding transcription factor activity, RNA polymerase II-specific. The coding region runs from base 1 to 2328 and encodes 775 amino acids. Gene Ontology annotation, biological process: regulation of transcription by RNA polymerase II.
AUGUCUACGGAGGAGAAGCCUGAAGCUCCCAUGUAUGUCUAUGAGUCGACGGUGCAUUGUGCCAACAUCCUCCUGUGCCUGAAUGAACAGCGGAAGCAGGACGUCCUGUGUGAUGUGACAGUGUUAGUUGAGGGGAGGGAGAUCCGUGCCCACAGGGCAGUGCUGGCAGCUUGUAGUCAGUAUUUCUCCCUGCUGCUCAGGGGCCAGACGGAACAUGAGCCGCUCAUCAACCUGCCACAGAAGAUCACGGAGAAAGGCUUUGCUCCACUGUUGCAGUUUGCUUACACAGCCAAGCUGCUUCUCAACAGGGACAACAUCCACGAUGUUAUGUGUUGUGCAGAACUCCUGGGAAUGCACAACCUCGAAGACUCCUGCUUCCGCUUCCUACAGGCCCAGAUGAAAAGUGAGGUUCCUGGCAUGCACACCAGCAAGAAUCCCCUUUCACCUCAGACCCUGGUUCAGAAACAUCCUGAUAAUGGGUCAGUGGACCCGAAGGUACGGUUGAGUGUUUCCAAACCACCACUGUUCGGAUCAAGCCUGCACCCUGAAAAUGAUCAAUUAAAAGUCACCAACAACCUGCAUCAAUCAGACCAACCUCCAGAUUUUGACAUCCCUCAUUAUCCCAAAUAUAGAAAGUACCAUCAGGUUCAUGCAAAGCGCACCGCAACCACCUCCUCACACAGCAGUACCUCAAGCUUACACGGAUCCCUGCAGGAUACCGUCACCAGCAGCGAUGCCCAGGGCCUUGAUCUUUCCAAGGUCAAAGCAGAACCAGCAAGUGGGGAAGACUGUGUGGCACUGGAUUUGUCGGAGUUGGAGCAGGACGGUCUGGUCAGGGGUAAAGGGAAUGAGAUGGAGAUGGAAAUGGAGUUUGAAGGAAGACAACUUAGUUCAACACCCAUGGAAUUGCCUGUGAGCAAACGUUCACCAGUGUGCCUGCGCUCCCUUGUUAAAAAGGAAGCCACGUCUUCGGAUCAUUGUCUUAGCAGUGAUCUGCAACUCACCAGCAGAACCUCUCCCCUUCAAGAACAAGUUGCUCCAAAUCAGGCCUUCGUUGGGGGACUUGGAGUGACAUCCUCAAAGAAGGCUGAGAAAUUAACUGAUGGCGUGUCGCUCAAGUCACUUUCCUUUGAGAUGAUCUGCUCUCAAGAAUCUGAACAGGAGAGCGACAGAAGAAGUGUCAUCUUCUCCUCUCAAGCCCCCUACCAUCUGGCGGCACCCGUUCACUCUUAUCCGGGUGAGAGCUGUUUGGGCCAGGAGACUCCGGAUGACUUAUGGGCAGGUUCCAGCCAGUCAUUCCCCUGCUCCCAAGCACUGUCCCCAACUUCUGUCACUCAAGAACCCGCAUUGCCCUACCGCCGCCGGCCAAAGAGCAGCUGUCCGGUGCCCAUUAAGAUGUGUCCCCGUUCAUCUCAAACCGAGAGCCACAUCAGAACCUCCAGCUCUUGCUCUUCCUACUCCUACGCUGAGGAUGGCAGUGGAGGAUCUCCCUCCAGCCUGCCACAGUUUGAGCUCUCUACCUCUCCUUGUUCCACCAUGGCGCGAUGCCUGGUCCUUGAACACCAGGAGCAUAGCAUGUCGGGGCCACCAAAGAUUAAGUUCGAGAAGUCCUACGACACUAAUUCCAGUGAUGAAUCUGGAUCUUUUUCUGAUGGAGAUAGCGAAUCCUUUCCCUCCAAAGAGCUCAGUCAAGAGAUCAAACUGCCUUUCUCAAUAGACAAUAUCACAGAGCUUCCACGCAAUGACUUUCAGCUGAUGAUUAAGAUGCAUACACUGACCUCAGAUCAGCUAGACUUCAUCCACAACUUGAGACGCCGCAGUAAAAACCGCAUCGCAGCUCAGCGCUGCAGGAAAAGAAAACUGGACUGCAUCCAGAACCUGGAGCGUGAGAUUCACAAACUGGUCUGUGAGAGACAGAAGCUCCUAACUGAACGCAGCCAGUUGAAGACCUGCAUGGGGGAGCUGUGGGAGAACUUCUCCUUUUUGUCUCAGGAGGUCUGCAGGGAAGAACAAUGGAGUCCAGAACAGUCUCGGUCUCUGUAUAAUCUACACCCAGAACCAGUUUCAUCCAGUCCAACCGAUACAGACCUUAGAAUCUCUCCCAAUCCCACCAGUAUAGACGUCACUCUCACCUCACACAACAGCGUGGUGUUGUCUCCAGGCUUAACUAGCUGCCAGGCCGUAGCCGAACCACCACCACACUUACACCUAAGAGUCACUUCUGAGAGGUCAGAACCUUCCCACGUGGGCAGCUCAAGUGUGACAACUGAUUUCUGCCAGGAAAUGACAGAGAAGUGUACGACAGAAGAGCUGCCCGAGAGAAACUAAGUCUGGUCAAUUGCAUUGUUAUCUGUUAUUAUGACAAUUGGUUCUGUGUUCAAAUUUUACUUUUUUCCCACUACGUUAAAGGACUGCUCUGUUGUGUUAUCUUCAUGGUGCAUCACCUGAUGUGUUUUGUUUGUGUGCGCAUAUGGAUUUGUUCUAUGAUGAUGCUAAAAUCAUUUCAUUUUGAACCGUUCCUUCAUUUUUUUCAUAUUAAUUUUAUGCUACCUAGUUUCUCAGAUUUAUCUCAGGAAUUUCAGAUUUUUGGCACAACUUUAAAUCAAGCAACAUAUGCAAAUGUGACAUUGAGUGUUUGAAAGUGUUUUGUAUCUUUUGUGCAUCAAAGCAUUCCUAACAAAAUAGAAUGAUGGAGAAAACUAAACAGCUGCUCACCCCAAUUUGCAAAAAGCCAAACAAUCUGUUUGUCA